CACGUCUUUCACUAUAUUAUUUAUUUAGAAAUUUUACAAGUUAUAUAGCGUCGUCAUGUCUUUACAUUAACGUCGAACAGCUAAGCCAUCGAUGUGGCUAAAAAUAAGUUUCAAAGAAAAGCUAGUGCGUCCCAAGUGAAAACGCUGAGUGUAAUAUAUAUGAUGAAAGGGCGUCAUUAGCAUGCUGGAAAAGCGGCGGCUUCAUACUCCCGGUUCACCGCCAUGCAGCCUGAUCUUUGUGAUCGCUUUGGCACUUACAGGGUGCAUCUCUUUUUGGUUUCACAUAGAGAAUUCUGGAUCACCGACUCCUUACUUGAACGGUGCAUCGGCACCAGGAUAUUUACUUAUUCUACCCGGAAAUUUAACACAGCUUUCUCAUCCUUACUCGUUAAACCAGCUUCCGUCCGAUGACAAAUCCACUUUGAUCGAUAUAAAGGAUUUCAAAUUUACCAUAAAUCAUAAUCCUUGUAACAAGACACAACCAUUGUUGCUUUUGUUGAUCCACUCGGCGCCAGCAAAUUUUCCUAAAAGAAAUGUUGUGCGAGAAACAUGGGGACAGAAAACAUCAGACUUGAUAUUAUUGUUUUUCGUUGGACUUUCAGAAGAAUAUCAAGAAGAAUUAGAAGAAGAAAAUAAAAAAUAUAAGGAUUUAAUACAAGGAAAUUUUCUUGAUGCCUACAGAAACAUGACCUAUAAGCAUGUUAUGGCAUUGAAGUGGGCCACAUAUCAUUGCCCAAGUGCCAAAUAUAUAUUAAAGCUAGACGAUGAUGUUUUCGUUCAUAUACCUGCUAUGCUGGACUUUCUAACGCAUGAUCUCUCACCGUUGGGUGCUAGACGUUUGAUUCUAUGCGAUCUUAAAUCAAUGGCUGUAGUUAAAAGAUCUUGGCGAUCAAAAUGGAGAGUUUCUCCGCGAGAAUAUCCUGGUAGACAUUAUCCAGCGUAUUGUGCUGGAUGGGCUAUUUUAUAUUCUCCUGAUAUUGUAUUUGUUCUGUAUCGUGAAGCUCAAAAAGAACCAUAUUUCUGGAUCGACGAUGUUCAUAUUACUGGAAUUUUGGCAAAAAAACUAAACAUUACCCAAUCUUCUUUAGAUUCCUUGGUGCUUACAAAUGAGAAUAUGCAGAACUUGUUACAAAAUUCAUAUAUUCAAAGAGAUUUUUUAUUUGGACCACCUAAUUUAAUGGAGAAUGAGAUAAGAGCCUUAUAUAGCUUGAUUAAUAGUAAGUCACGGCUUACCAAUGAAAGCCUACUCAAUUAACACUUGAUACAAAUUUUUUAUUUAUUAAAUCUCUCGAUUAAUUACAUUGCCCAACAAAAAACAUACCAGGAAAUAACACAGAAGUAUGGAGAGCAUGCACUAUCAAGGACACAAGUGUUCAGAUGGCAUAAAGUAUUUUCAGAAAACUGAGAACGCGUGAAAGACGAACUGUGUAUGAACAACAUAAAAAAAGUUGUGACAGAUCAGUUGAACGCGAUAACGCUUUGCAAUCUUCAACAUCGUUAUAAAGAGUAGGAGCAAAAUCUUUUAUGAUAUAUAACCUCCGAAGGGAACUGCUUUGAAGGUAAUAACGUGGUUUUAUAAAUUCUUUUCAAAUAUAGAAUUUUUGAACAACAGUCUCACUACUUUUCUGCCACAUCUCUUAUGAAGUUGUUAUACCAUUUCUGAAAUAAGAUUUGAUAUUAUGAAAUUGAUAAUAUUUUUGAAAUCAGCGUCUUAAAUAUACACAAGAAUAGGUUUAACAUUUCACACAUCAAAAUGUAUGUUGGGCAGUGUUAUAGAAGCAUAAUUUAUAAUAAAUGUUUAUUUGCACAAUGUAAAGAAGUCAUAAUGACAAGAUAUUUUAUAUGUGGUUUUUAAGUCUUUCCAUUUAUUUAUGACAUAGGUACAAGAAUUAUUAAGUACGCUUGUCAAAGACUUAUAAUCAAUACAAAGAAAAGGCAGCGGAUAUUGUGAAUUUUUUAAAGUGCUGUCUACUUUUUUUAGAUCGCAUUUACAAAAAGUGUAGGUAUAUUAAAAACAAAAAAAAAGGAAGAAGAAAGAAAAAAAAUUAAAGAGAAAAAAAGUAAUGAAAAUAAAAAACAAAUUUAGAAUAUUAUCUUGUUACUCAUAAAUUUUGAAAAAACAAAAUAAAAUUGUUAUGUAGAACCAAGUACAACCCCGAAUCAAGGGUCCAUUUCUAAUUAAAUUUGAGAUUUGAAAUGUCUGUUUCUAAUUGUUAGUAUUUUCAAUGUGAAAAAAUACAUGCUAUUCUUUGAUAUUUUGCGUUUAACAUUAUAGAUGCAUAUUAUACAUGUAUAGGAUAUUAUUGAAAAUAAUAUUAUUGUAUGUUGAAUAAUUACAUACAUAAGUUUUCUCCAAAUAUUUAACUAUAUAUUUAUUUAUUUUGAGAAAAUUUAAAAAUGUUUCCGCUUAAUGUGUAAAAAAUACUCAGUAAAAAGAUUUUCUCUUCAAAAAUAUGAUUUAUUUAUGAAAGAGAAAAUCUUUCUAAUAAUUAGUAAAAAUACUUGUAACGUCUGCAAGUGAAUGGAAUACUCUAAAUAGCACUCUUGAAUAGCCAAAAGUAGGACCAAUGUAUAAAGCAAACUGUGUACAAGUUUCAUGUGAUUUAAACUACAAAUUUCAGCUCGUUCUGAUCUUGGUUACCUGGAAUAACUAUACGCAAAAACAAAUAUUACAUUAAAUCCUAAAUAACCUGCACGAAUAUUGAGUAUAAAAUAAUCUCAUGUGUAUUUUCUGUAUUUCUUUUUUAUACAGAUAAUAAGAUCGAUGUUGUAUUAUCUUAAUUUCUAUAGGGGAGAGAGAGUAUGUUGCUAUAUUAUUCAAAUGUAUUCACAUAGCCUAAUACAGUAUACUAUUCAAUGUGAAGUAUACAUUCUAAUGCAAAUUCUCUUUUAAUUUCAAUAAAUAUGAAUCAUUUCAA
This is a messenger RNA of Vespula vulgaris, 2918 nucleotides long. Its product is annotated as beta-1,3-galactosyltransferase 5-like. Lineage: Eukaryota; Metazoa; Arthropoda; Insecta; Hymenoptera; Vespidae. The transcript is spliced from 3 exons. Gene Ontology annotation, cellular component: membrane. Bases 182 to 1255 code for a protein of 357 amino acids. The record is from RefSeq and is a predicted model, not a curated record. Gene Ontology annotation, molecular function: hexosyltransferase activity.